UGGUGGGACACGACCAGUUGCUUGUUCUUACAUUACUAAAACAACACAAGUGACAGCAACCACUGGCGUGAUCACAAGACGUAUAAAUUGGAAUGUCUCCCUAAGUGAACGUCAGUCUACGUCGGGUGCCAACUCAGAUUUAUCCUUUGUAUCGAGCAAGAUUCCAUCGGAUACAGCAGUUAUGUUUCUUAGGGGCCUCCUGCUCUUGUGUUUGGUGGAGAUAGCUGUCAUCGCCAGUGCUGCACAUCUCUUCAGAAGACAGGCCACGCCCAAGGUUGUGGAGUUUUGCAAAGGUUCCAAAUCUAUCUUAGUGGACAUUGACGAGCAGACCUCUGGAGUCGUACGUAGCAACAACUACAGCAUCAGCGACUACAAGAACUACACUAAAUGCAACAUCGUAUUUAAAACUCAAACCAAACCUUUGGUCAUUAGCGUCACAUUUAGUUCUUUUGACGUUGAGUUCCAGAAUACUUCCUGUUCGUACGACAAACUCUGUCUGAACAAUGUCAACUAUUGUGGCAACUGGACGACUGGAAGGACAUUUGAUUUUCCGGUGCCUGCUAACAGCACUUGGACAUUAAACUUUGUGACAGAUUUACAAACUUCGAAUCGUGGUUUUGAACUUCUUGUGUCCGCGAAAUCUUACAAUGGCUCCAACAUCACGUUUCCUUACGCUGGCGUAGGCUCUGAAUUAGCCAAGGUCAGAUUCGCAACUUAUAACUCUUCCAGCCUGGGCAACUACACUGAUAAGUGUAAGAAGGCGAUUGAAGCCGAUUUAGCUUACUACUUAUUUAAAGCCCCGAACGCCACCUCCUCACCAUGGAUCAACACAACAACUACCACUGUUCGUCCGGUGAAUACCAAUGUCUCAGCUAGCAACAACACUACAGUUAAGCCUUUAAACGCUACAGCUGCCCCUGUUAAUACUACAACUGCCCCCGUCAACACCACCACUGUCAAACCUUUAAAUACUACAAUUGCUCCAGUCAACACCACCACUGUCAAACCUUUAAAUACUACAACUGCCCCCGUCAACACCACCACUGCCAAACCUUUGAACACUACAACUGCCCCAGUCAACACUACAACUGCCCCAGUCAACACCACCACUGUCAAGCCAUUAAACACUACAACUGCCCCAGUCAACACUACAAUUGCUCCAGUCAACACCACCACUGUCAAACCUUUGAACACUACAACUGCCCCAGUCAAUACCACCACUGUCAAACCUUUGAACACUACAACUGCCCCAGUCAACACUACAAUUGCUCCAGUCAACACCACAACUGUCAAACCUUUGAACACUACAACUGCCCCAGUCAACACCACCACUGUCAAACCUUUGAACACUACAACUGCCCCAGUCAACACUACAAUUGCUCCAGUCAACACCACCACUGUCAAACCUUUGAACACUACAACUGCCCCAGUCAACACUACAAUUGCUCCAGUCAACACCACCACUGUCAAACCUUUGAACACUACAACUGCCCCAGUCAACACAACUACCACAAAAUCACCCACCAACGCAACACAAGCUGUGGGUAAGCGUCAGGUCUUCUCUUCCAGCACACGUUGGCCAAGCUUCAGUCCAUUAAGACCCUUGCCAACCUACAGGCCAAGAAUCACCCCCACAAGAUAUUACAAGAAACCAAGAUAUCCAUCAAAAAAAUAAAACAUCAAUGUCUCGUCUAUCUUUUCUAUGUUAAGAGUAACAAACAAAACCUUUCCGUAAACCAUUUACUUCAUUUGGACUUUAAAUAAGAAUGGUUAAGUCAAUUGGUUAUAUACAUUGUGAACUGUCUGGAUUCAGAUCUGUGAUAUUAAAAAAGUCUUUGAAUUAAUUAUGCUCUAAAACUAUUUAUAAAACGAAGAUUGAAAUAAAGAUUACAUUUAGAAAGCAACUAAAAGACAA
Messenger RNA from Biomphalaria glabrata, 1915 nucleotides. RefSeq lists its product as uncharacterized. The transcript has 4 exons. The record is from RefSeq and is a predicted model, not a curated record. The coding region runs from base 182 to 1675 and encodes 497 amino acids. NCBI's taxonomy places the organism in Eukaryota, Metazoa, Mollusca, Gastropoda, Planorbidae.